GAAAGCAUAUAUCCAAGCAGAAGCACUGCUACGAAUUGGCCUUGUGCACGAAAGGAAUUAAUCUCUCUUUCUUUUUCAUUAUUAAGUCCUCAUGCAAACCCCCUCCGACUCACACACAGCAUUCCGAUUCAUUCUUACUGAUGGCGGCAACAAACUGGGUUAUUGAGGUCAAUGAAAAACUGGACAGCGCAGUCGAUCAUUCUGCAGAGGCAGAGCGGUGGAAGAAACGGUGCAUCUACAAAAUACCAGCCUGUGGGACUGACCUCAAAAAGAAUGCCUACAAACCUCAGGCGGUCUCCUUUGGGCCUUAUCAUCACGGUGAGCAGCACCUGAUGGCCAUGGAGGACCACAAGCAACGAGCUCUCCUUCAUUUCCUCCGCAGAUCUAAUAAGCCUCUUCAGGAUUUCAUCGACUCUUUAACUCCAGUGCUCCACCUUCUUCAAGACUCCUACGAUCCCCUCGAUGCAUCCUGGCAGGACAACGCCAAUCGAUUUCUUCAAUUGAUGAUUCUAGACGGCUGCUUCAUGCUUGAAAUCUUACGUGUCGCUACUCAGACAUUGGAUGACUACGCUCCCAAUGAUCCCAUCUUUAGCAACCACGGCAAGCUCUAUAUUAUGCCCUUUAUCAUGCGCGACAUGCUCAUGCUUCAAAAUCAACUCCCCUCCAUGCUUCUCGUCAAGCUGCUCGCUGUUGAAACCGACAAAGAAGAGGAUGAAGAGUUCAUCAACAGGCUCAUCCUCAAGUUCUGCUUUCCUGACUCUCCUGUCUCUAGCCUGGGCAAGUGCUUGCACCCACUGGAUGUCUACAGGAAAAGUUUACUUCAAAAGCACGCGGUCAAGAUAAAGCGUGGCAGAUUACGAAACAGGCGCCAUAAAGGCGGUAACAACAUCAUCCGAUCUGCAACAGAGCUCAACGAAGCUGGAAUCCGGUUCAAGAAGAGUAAAACUAGAAGCCUCAGAGAUAUCUCGUUCCGAGGAGGAGUGCUUAGGCUUCCGGUAAUUGUAGUGGAUGAUGCAACAGAGUCCAUAUUUCUAAACUUGAUGGCCUUCGAGCGCUUCCAUGUGGGUGCAGGCAACGAGGUGACAUCUUAUGUGUUUUUUAUGGAUAACAUAAUCGACAACGAGAGAGAUGUCGCGCUGCUGCACUCGAGAGGGAUUAUCCAGAAUGCUAUUGGAAGUGACAAAGCGGUUGCUAAACUGUUCAACUCACUGUCGAAAGAUAUAACCCUAGACCCAGACAGCAGCCUAGAUUUCGUGCACAAGAAGGUGAGUGCAUACUGCAAAAAGCCUUGGAACGAAUGGCGUGCUAAUCUGAUUCAUACCUAUUUCAGAAAUCCAUGGGCCAUUCUCUCCAUUAUUGCUGCAUUCUUCCUUUUUGCCCUCACCAUCGUCCAAACUGUAUAUACCAUAUAUCCCAUCUACCAUAACACUGAUUCUCCCAGCCCCACACCUAUUUUUUCUGCAACACCACCUUCACCUUCUGCUCAACCGCACCACUGAUUUUCCUUUGUUCCUACCAUGUCUUAUGGUUUUCCUUGGCAUGUGAGCUAAUAUUUGUGGCAUUUUUUUACUGGAUAUUGCAAAAUCACUUAAGACUUGUUUGAA
Molecule: messenger RNA, 1604 nt
Organism: Mercurialis annua (annual mercury)
Lineage: Eukaryota; Viridiplantae; Streptophyta; Magnoliopsida; Malpighiales; Euphorbiaceae
Product: UPF0481 protein At3g47200-like
Exons: 2
Coding region: 141-1499 (452 amino acids)
Source: RefSeq, a predicted model, not a curated record